Molecule: messenger RNA, 393 nt
Organism: Dictyostelium purpureum
Lineage: Eukaryota; Evosea; Eumycetozoa; Dictyosteliales; Dictyosteliaceae
Exons: 2
Coding region: 1-393 (130 amino acids)
Source: RefSeq, a predicted model, not a curated record
AUGGGUUUAUUUUAUCAUCAUUUAUCAAUUAAAUACCAUCAACAAAAACAAUUAACACUUUCAUCCGUUUUAUUAAAAUCGAUUGGUGUCAAAUUAAAUAUAAUCAAAACAACAAUCGGAACAGGUAAUAUUGGUUCAAUAAAAGUCAAUUUCACACAAAAUACAAUCACAUGGAGUGGUAACAUAUAUCCAUAUUAUACCACAGAAAAAGAAUGUUCAUCUAAAUACCAUGAACAUGGAAUAUGCGAUAAAACAACAGGUACAUACAAAUGUAAUUCAGAAUACACAGGUUUCGAUCGUUCAUCACCAAUUAAUAAUAAUAAUAAUAAUCAAGCAGAAACAGAAACAAAUAAUAAUGGAACAGUUAUAAUUGUUAUAAAAAACAAGUUAUAG